Molecule: messenger RNA, 192 nt
Organism: Saprolegnia parasitica CBS 223.65
Lineage: Eukaryota; Oomycota; Saprolegniomycetes; Saprolegniales; Saprolegniaceae
Exons: 2
Coding region: 1-192 (63 amino acids)
Source: RefSeq, a predicted model, not a curated record
AUGAAUUCCGGGAAAACGCCCCACUUCCGCCUCCAGCCGCGCAUCCGCCGCCGGACGCCGCUGCUGGACGUCGCGAUCGCCGUCGUCCUCGGCGGCGUCUCGGGCGUGGGCAUGCCGCCGGGCAUUGAGACGCCGGCGCCGGCCGCCGACGCGCCCGCAUCGACCUCGUCGACGUCCUCGCCGGAGGCAUAG